AUCUGUGUCGCUUGCGCUAUCACAACAUAACCUGACAAGUACUUUAAUCUACUAAUUACCAAAAUAAUGUAUUACAUUAUUAAUGGAGUAUCUUAAUUAAUCAACAAACAGUGCCCAAAAAAAUUGUGCCCAAUUCAAACUCGUGUGCUGUUUACUUGAUUUAUUUUUAGUUAAAAUGUCUCUAGCUGAUGAACUGUUGGCUGAUUUGGAAGAAAAUGAUGACGGAGAACUUGAAGCAAUUAUUGAGAGUAAAACUCUAAAUGACAAUGAAUUUGCUGUACCGUUCCCGGUUGUACCAAAUGAAGAAGAUAUUAAAAAUGUAUCCAUUAGGGAACUUGCUAAACUAAGACAUUCGGAUCGUCUGCAAAGGGUGGUAACAGCAAUUGCGCAAAAUGUGGGCAGUGACAGAAAAAAAAUAGAGGUGACUGGUUUGAUGGAGUCAGACCCUGAAUAUCAAUUGAUUGUAGAGGCAAACAAUAUAGCUGUUGAGAUUGACGGGGAAAUAGCUAUUAUCCACAGAUUUGUUCGGGAUAAAUACCAGAAAAGGUUUCCAGAACUAGACUCGCUGAUAAUAACACCAUUGGAGUACAUCCGCACUGUAAAAGAGCUUGGUAAUGAUUUGGACAGAGCUAAGAAUAACGAGAUACUGCAGAGCUUUCUGACACAGGCUACUAUUAUGAUUGUAUCGGUCACAGCAUCCACAACUCAGGGGAAAUUGCUCUCUGACUAUGAACUGAGUGAGAUCUAUGAGGGUUGUGACAUGGCAACAGAGUUAAACAACUUCAAGUCAAACAUUUACGAAUAUGUUGAGAGCAGAAUGACUUUUAUUGCUCCAAAUAUAACUGCUAUUGUUGGUGCCUCUACGGCAGCGAAGAUUCUGGGUGUUGCGGGUGGUUUAUCAAAGCUGUCUAAAAUGCCAGCCUGCAAUGUGCUUCCACUCGGACAGCAGAAGAAGGCCUUGUCGGGCUUCUCUCAGGCCGCUUCAUUGCCUCAUACUGGCUUCAUUUACUUCUCCCAAAUCGUUCAGGACGCAACUCCCGAAUUACGAUACAAAGCAGCCAAGCUUGUGUCGACAAAACUAACAUUGGCCGCGAGGGUUGACGCGUGCCACGAGAGCACCGAUGGACAAAUUGGAAGACAACUCAGAGAGAAUAUCGAGAAGAAACUCGAUAAACUACAGGAACCACCUCCCGUGAAGUUUGUGAAGCCGCUUCCGAAGCCCAUAGAGCAGAGCCGAAAGAAGCGCGGAGGCAAACGCGUGCGCAAGAUGAAAGAGCGGUACGCCAUGACAGAGUUCAGAAAGAACGCAAACCGGCUCAACUUCGCUGACAUUGAAGACGACGCUUAUCAGGAAGAUUUGGGAUACACGCGCGGCACCAUUGGGAAAUCGAGGACUGGACGCGUCCGAUUGCCGCAAAUAGACGAGAAGACCAAAGUGCGCAUCAGCAAGACGUUGCAGAAGAACUUGCAGAAACAAAACCAGCAAUACGGAGGCGCGACCAGCAUACGAAGACAGGUUUCCGGUACCGCGUCCUCGGUCGCCUUUACACCUUUGCAGGGUCUCGAAAUUGUGAAUCCGCAAGCUGCUGAGACGCGAAUCAAUGAAGCCAACGCCAAAUAUUUUUCGAACACGUCCGGAUUCUUGUCCGUUGGCAAAAAGACAACAUGAGCGGAAUUCCUAAGUCAUGACAGAACGCGCCGACAAUUUCCAAGCUAUACUUGAAUAAGGCAUAAUGUGACAAAAUAAUGUAUGAAUAAAUAUUAUUGAUCUAGA
Messenger RNA from Pararge aegeria (speckled wood butterfly), 1774 nucleotides. RefSeq names its product U4/U6 small nuclear ribonucleoprotein Prp31 (gene Prp31). Lineage: Eukaryota; Metazoa; Arthropoda; Insecta; Lepidoptera; Nymphalidae. The coding region runs from base 176 to 1669 and encodes 497 amino acids. The transcript has 9 exons. Gene Ontology annotation, biological process: mRNA splicing, via spliceosome; spliceosomal tri-snRNP complex assembly. The record is from RefSeq and is a predicted model, not a curated record. Gene Ontology annotation, cellular component: U4/U6 x U5 tri-snRNP complex; U4 snRNP; precatalytic spliceosome.